Molecule: messenger RNA, 2921 nt
Organism: Myripristis murdjan (pinecone soldierfish)
Lineage: Eukaryota; Metazoa; Chordata; Actinopteri; Holocentriformes; Holocentridae
Exons: 12
Coding region: 36-1382 (448 amino acids)
Molecular function (GO): GTPase activity
Source: RefSeq, a predicted model, not a curated record
CCGUGGCCAGGCAGCUGGUCAUUCUGCUCUGAAUAAUGUCGGGCAGAAAGCCCCGGUCGGUGGCAAACCCUCUGGAGUCUGCGAUCACCACACCCAGUGAGAGAAUACUGAAAGAAUGCCACAGUUUGUAUGUGGACAGCGAAAACGGCCUGGUGAAGAUCGCCAGCAGCCUAGGAGUCCGGCUCCUUCCUCCUAGAAAGAAGAUCAUUGUGAUGAUAAUGGGUAACCAUUCUGCUGGAAAGAGCUCCUUCAUUAACUGGUAUGUUGAGGAGCACAUUCAGAAAACGGGCGUUGCCAUUGAAACGCAGGGGUUUACCUUCAUCACAAGUGGCCGGAAAAGAGAAUCACUGACGGGGAAUGCCACACUUCAUCUCUACCCUCACUUUCGACCACUCCUCGAGUUCAAAGGUGUUAUGGACUACCUGUCUGCUGAGAUCUCCACCUCCAAGCAGAAGAAGUUCAGCCUGGUGACGUUUGUGGACACGCCGGGUUUGGUGGACGGGGACAUGAUCUACCCCUUUGAUGUCAACAGUGCCAUCACCUGGUUUGGGGAGCAGGCAGACCUGGUCUUCGUGUUCUUCGACCCCAUGGGCCAGGCGCUGUGCAAACGCACACUCAACAUCGUGGAGAAGCUGAGUGAGAAGUGUGGAGACAAGCUGCUGUUCUACCUCAGCAAGGCAGACGAGGCUGGGAAGGAAACAGACCGACAGAGGGUGAUGAUGCAGAUAGUCCAGGAACUUUGCCGCCGUCCAGGCCUCAACAAAUGUGGUUUUGAAAUGCCUACAAUAUACAUCCCCAACCCACAGAAGCCGAGUCGGUGUGUGAACCAAAUCGACGGGGUGUGUCAGACCAUAGAGAAGACCAUCAACCAGGCGGUUCAGAAAACCCUGGAUCAGCUCGAGAAAGACUGUGACCUCAUUUGCUCCACCAUCAGCAACAAACUCGCCCAGGACAGGGCCAGCGUGAGCUACAACAAAAGCGUCCGUCUCCACUCCUUCCUCUGUGGGGCUUUGGGAGUUUUCCUUCCCGUCCUCUUCAUCCUCAGCUUCGUUGUGAACGCGUUCUCCAAAGAGGAGCUGGACGAGCUGCUGGGAGAGGGUCCGGCCAAGACCCUCUCUGUCUUCACAGGAAUAGUGGCGUUUCUGUGGGACUGUAUUCCAGAAGAUGGACAAGUAGUGUUUGUAAUCAUCUUUGGUGCUGUGUGCUACCUCCUGUUAUUUCUAGCCAAGUAUUUUGCACGCCAAGGGAAUAAAACUCUGACAAAGAAAGAGAAGAGAAGCUUGGCAGAAUACAGUGAUUAUAUCCAGGAUGUUGUCAAAGCCAAGAAGGGUAAAAUGUAUGAAUGGUAUCUGCAGCAAUGUGCGGCUGAAUAUGACUUGUAAAACCGGGUAAGCUGAUGAAUGUUCUCCCAUGUUGGCAUUACUAAUGGAUUCAAGGUUUUUGCGAAAAGGGCUCACCUGCCACGGUAUGUCACUUGGUAUUUUUUAGUGUGAGCAGCAGGACAGAUGAUAAUCCUCCACAUAAUCAGGUCUUUCUGUUUUCUCAGUCAGGCAGGUAUGGGCUCAAAUGUAACAGAGUUAAACGCUGAUGUUAUCAUCUCAGACGCAGUCUUAGCGAUUUAAAAACACUAAAAAGUGCCUUUACCAUCAUUCAAAUACAGGGGAAGCUCUGACUGUAAUUGUUUGAUAAAAGCAAAUUUCAUAAUGUGAAUUGAUUUUUAUUUUCCUUCAGUGUUUGUAAUAAAUUAUUUUUUUAUCCGAGACGGCACUGAACUGUUUACGUGCAGACUACAAUUGUCUUAACGACUUCAGAAAUAAUUUGCAAUUGCCAACUGCCAGCAAAAAUCUUGUUGUAAUGUCCUCUGAAAGCCUGCUAAUGUUGUAAUUACCCAUGGUUUUCCUAUCUAUUGCACUGUCCUGAAGCUGUCACGUUAUCUUUACAAGGUACCAGAGUGUGCUGUGCCGUGUGUCUGUGCUCUGACCUUUCAAAAUUAUUAGCAGAACGACGAUAACCGAUGCUGUGAUGAUAGUUUGGCAUUAGAGUUGGACAUUGAAGGACUGAAUUUUAUCAGAUGUUUCCUUGCCGUCGGUAAGACCAGAUGUUCUCAAUGGGCGUCAGCUUUCUCCUGCCUCCAAAGAGUGUGUCCUACAGCUAGACAUCAACAUGUUGUUUCAUAUGGUCAGUUCUCAGACAUGUGUCCACAUACACCAUUGUUAUGUGAUGUUGUCUAAGGAAAACGCAACAAAGGUGUGGAAAAAAUGUUUCAGAAACUAUAGUGUAAUAGUAUAGUGGGACUCGUUUUAAAGUUAAUGAGCUGUGGAGUCUGUUAGUGCACUGAUGUGUAUUGUAUCCUCCUGUUGUGUUUACUCCUGUUAUUGAGUGAUGAGUGAGUCCCUUUUUUUCUCCAAGACAUUUGGUUGUAUUUGGGUGAGUGGAUCAACGCAAAUCAGACUCCACAUUUCAAUACUGUAGCUACAGUACCAUGAAAUGCCUUCACUCCAGUGUUUGCAGAUAUAUUUAUUCAUCUCAAGAGGUGUGUUCAGUACUUUUUACCCAAAUAAUGUAGAAGAAGCUGUUUGGGCUGUUUGCAAUAUGACUGUUUGUAUUGUGUACACAAUGUGUUAGAAAGCCUCUGAGGCAUCCUCAUGAUUAGAGAAUCAUCUCUGUCUCGUGUGCUACUUCAAUGAUAUAUUUGUCAAAUUUUACAUGUGAAUUCUGUGUAACUUUUCCAAAAACUGUUUUCUGAUUUUUAUGAAGUGUAGAGCAGCCUCUGCCAGCUGUCUUGGUAGUAUGUCUGUCUCUACCAUAAACCUGCAAACUACGCUCUGUCACAUCCUUUAAGAUAAUUAAACGUUUUCUAAUGACUCAGGUAUUUAUUACUCUGUUUUCCUGGUUAAUAAAGUCGUGAAUUUAUGCACAAA